UUAUUCAAUUUUGAUCGCUUUUUUUGUUUUCUUUUCCCAUCUUCCCCCUCCCCUUCGCUGUAAUCUCUCGUCUCGUUUGUGUGCAAGAUCGUCGGAAGCCGCGGAAGCGAAGCUGCAAACUGUAAUGACGUUUUGUUAAACCGCACACGUUUCGUUCACGACAAUCGGCGAGUGCGCGUACGAGGAUUAAUUUUCAAGGGGACCGCGGCUAGCUUUUAGGUUAGGACGUGAUCGUUGGAGAAUGCAUCACGCUGGAAAACUGUCGGGUGAAAGUGCGCGUCGUCGGGGAUUCCGACAGAGCGAAGGCCGCUCUCGAGCGCCUUGAAGUGAACGACAUUUCAGGAAAUCCGUCCUGAAUAAAAAGCUUUGUCGCAAACGUCAACGAUUUCUCUCUUUUUCCCAUUUUGGGUGAUUCUCGACGCUACCCAGACAGAGAAAGAUGAUAAAAGCGAGAUCCGCAGAGUGUUGGAUAUCUCAGUGAGCAAGGAAGCACUAUAAUUAUCAUGGCAGAGGAGGAGGGUACAGAGUGGCUUCAGGAACUAUUGCACGAUGUGCAGCUCUCUCAGUUCUUCACGCGAAUACGGGAUGAUCUACAGAUCACUCGGUUGCAUCACUUUGAUUAUGUACAACCGGAAGAUCUGGAGAAGAUCGGUCUGGGUAAACCCGGCGUCAGGCGCCUGCUGGAUGCAGUAAAGAAGAGACGGAGCACUCAGUGGAAGAAAACUCUGAUCACCAAAAUUAAACCCGGCAGUAGUAGUAAAAACAGCAAGCGAGCCUCACAGCCUAUCGAGACUUCCUCGGCACUGACGUGUCUCAUACAGGACAAGGAUGUAGUAUUGUCCAUUAAACUGGGCGAUGGAAGCUUCGGUGUAGUUAGAAGAGGGGAAUGGACUUCUCCCUCUGGACGAACUCUGCCGGUUGCCGUGAAAGUCCUGAAGGCGGAUGCUCUUACACAGCCAAAUGUCAUAGAAGAUUUUGUGUCUGAAGUUCAGGCAAUGCAUACUUUAGAUCAUCAUAAUCUCAUUCGACUAUAUGGUGUGGUGCUGUCGCAACCAAUGAUGAUGGUGACCGAGCUCGCACCUUUAGGCGCAUUGCUCGACCACUUGCGACAGCAGUGCGGCAGAAUCUCGAUUCUCACCCUCUGCAAUUAUGCGCUGCAAGUCGCUACAGGAAUGGCAUAUUUGGAGGCGAAACGUUUUCUACAUCGCGACCUGGCGUGCAGAAACGUUCUGUUGAGCACAGUCGACAAAGUCAAGAUCGGUGAUUUUGGACUAAUGAGAGCGCUUCCUCAAGAGGAAGAUUGCUACGUCAUGACCGAACAUAAGAAAGUGCCUUUUCCAUGGUGCGCUCCCGAAUCUCUCAAAGCUCGACAGUUCAGCCACGCGUCGGAUGUUUGGAUGUUCGGUGUGACGCUGUGGGAGAUGCUGACAUUUGGCGAGGAGCCCUGGCUCGGCCUAAAUGGUUCCGAGAUACUGCGGAAGAUUGAUCGCGAAAGCGAGCGGCUUCAUGAGCCGGAAGCGACGCCUCCGUACAUGUAUGAAUUAAUGCUUCGUUGCUGGGCGAGAGAACCUUCGGAGAGACCAACGUUCGCCUCUUUGAAGGAGUCGUUGACUGGCAUGGUACCAUCUGUAAUGAAAGCUCUGACCGCUUUCGACGAGCCUGAUAAGAUGUCUAUUGAACCGGGAGACCAGAUCGUAAUUAUUGAUGGGCGACCAGAGAAUUAUUGGUGGAAGGGCCAAAACCAGCGAACGUUUCAGGUGGGACACUUUCCGCGCUGCCUGGUCGAUCCGAUGCGUCGGAAACAGCCGGGAGACAUCAGCAAGCCAUUAGAAAAUUCGUUCAUCCAUACAGGACAUGGCGCGCCUUUCGGCAAGAGUUGGGGUAGCCCUGUUUACAUCGACGAUGUAUACUUGAGAAAUCCGAUGGAUCCUCCGGAUGUAUUGGUGGCGACCACGGCUGAUAAUCAGACAAAGAAGAGAUUUUCUUGCGGUACACCACGUACUAGAAAGCAAUUCAAUUAUACGAAACUGCGCAACGAUGUUCGAUCGAGUCCGGCCAAGAUCUCGCAGUCAUCGUCUACUUCGAGCCAAGAAGGCAACUUGAUUGACUUGACCGUCGAGGAAUUGGCGAGCACGAGCGCGCAGGAGGAAAUUGCAUGUAGGCGAGUGAUCAACAUUCUAGAUGAGCCAAUCGAUGGCGAGAAGUUUCCCUGGCAGGACGAGGAGGGCAGGACGUACGCAAACUUUCCCGGGAAUGUGGAUCCCGCGUAUUCUGAUCCCUUCGAUACAUCCGCAGUGUUCAUGAAGCCGCCACAUUCGCGAUAUUAUAGUCAUGUGCCCAGUGAAGUUGCAAGUCGUUAUAUGAAGACGCAGAUGUACGGAAAUGUAGACAACCAAGAGGCGGGAAAUCAAAGCACUGUGAAUUGUUUCGUCGCUGAUUCUACUGAUACAGAGGAAGCUCGUCAGUAUUCGGUGAAUCUGAAUAAGGAUUGUCGACAGGACGCAGUAAAUUUGAAUGUGAAUAUGAAUGCAGAAAGUGAUGUCACGAGUCACUAUAGCGAGAUAGAUAAGCUUAGCCCUCGCGGAUCAAACUGGUCUACCUGGCCGGAGGAUUUACGGAAUUCUUCUGUUGCACAGACGUAUGCUAACGUUUCCAACAGUGAGCCCGCGUCGUCCUUUGUCGCCCCAAUUCCGCCGCCUCCUCCCUCCAUCGGACCAAAUACGAGUCCAUCUAAGCCAAAAUCCAAUUGUGAACUCGCACGGAGUAUGAACGAGUUAUCGCUGAAUUCCAACUCCAGUGCCAAUGUCACGAGAAAGUUGGAUCCCGGCUUCUUGGCUGAGCUGGAGAAGCACUUAGGCGAGAAGGAGGCGACGAAGAACACAAAUUCUGCCAACAGUGAAGAAAACCAAGAAUUGGGAAGCGCGAAUUAUUUGCGCUGCUCAUCGCAGGACAAGUUGCGACAAAGUUCCACAUUGACUCAGCAGCACUCAACAACGGUAGAAGACACUGCCAGAUCAUUAUCAGUCAUUCCAGUAUUGAAGUCUCCGCCGCACAAGAAAUCAAAAUCGCCGGUGACGACGACGGAUCGUCGAGCAUCUUCUUUCUCGUCGACACCACCUAUUAGCAAAGUACAAAACUCUUGGCAGUCAAAAAGUACGAACAUUCAAAGACCGCGUCCCACGGAUGAGCAACGCAUGUCAGAGUCGACCACUGAUGCCAUAGUGGGUCAAAUCUGGCAGCAAACACAGACUCUGUCACAGCAGCAGCAAAACAUCUGUCCGACAGAUUUGGCUGCUGGAUGUCAGACAUUAACGCCUAUUCCAGCGGCUCAAGGAAGCGCUAAUCUGCUUCAAGAAGCCGUCGGCAACAUUGUCAUUAGCGGUGCAAACGAACAUGGUCCCUGCAAUGUUGCCAAGGCCAUUUUUACCCAGUCGCAAGCUUGCUCAUCAAAUCAUAUUCAAUCUCCAAAUACGACGCAUAUCAAUCAAGGUAAUAUCAAUCUGCUUCACGGAACUGCCAACAAUAGUGCUGGCAGUGGUAGCACGAACGAAGCUCAACAUGGUCCCUGCAAUGUUACCAAGGCCACAUUUAAUCAAACUCAAGCUUGUUCAGCAAACACUGAGAGUUAUCUUCAAAAUUCAUCGAGUCUUGGCAAGGGUGUUUUCAAUUUGCUGCAGAUUGCCACCAGUAGCGUUACGAACGAUCCUCAGUACGAUGUCGCGACUACUUCUAAAGCGAACUUGAAUCAAACGCAGGAUUGUUCGUCAACCAGUAAUCAAAAUUAUAAUGCAUCGAGUGUUGGUCUUAACUUGCUUCAAACUACCAAUAAUAUUUCUGGUAACAGUGCGAGCGAACCCUCUCUGUAUGGAUCUUGCAAUAUCUCCAAGGCUGCUUCCACCACACAGGCUUGUACGACGAUAAGUCAGAACUACUUGCAGAAUCAGAGUAGCUUCGCUUCGCAUCAAAUCUGCCUUCAGAAUGUGCCAAUGUCGUCCGGUGCGAGUAAUGUCCAUAAGAUCGCUCAUAUACAGAAUGAUUUGCAGCAACUGCAACACUUGAAACCUGCCACGCUUUUAUCCGAACAAGUAUACGCCGAAUUGAAACAAACGAUACCUAAUCUAGAGCAGUUAUCUCAGAAUGAAUUCAAUACUCUCUACAAUAAAACUGUUCAACAGAAUAUACUGCGAAAUUACUAUUCUAAUAACCUGAGUGGGGAGUCGAGCCAAAAUUACGCUCAGGAAAUGACUAGCAAUCAACAACAACAAAAGACUAUGAUUGGCAGAAAUCAGUCUGUUCAGGGACACUCUUGCGACUUUAGUCCUUAUCUGAAACAGCCACCAGUUUACAAUCCACCGCCUCCUCCGACCUGGAGCUCGCUUAAAUCUGAUCAAAAUGGUUACAUGCAAAACCAUUAUUCUACAACCAAGUGCAACUUGAGUGGACCCUCUAAUCUGCUGCAAACUGAAACUUCUUCAUCAACAAAAAAUAAAUCUGGAUCAGCGACGACGAAUGAUCUGGCUGCCGUCAAAGUGAAUCUGUUGCAAGUCAAUCAACACCAAACCGGUACUAGUCCUCCGCUCACCGCGGCUUCCCAGCAAUUGGUGAUGUCGCUAAGUGACGAGUUUCGAGCGAGCAGGAUCAUGAAGGUGCAGAAGGAGGCCGGGGACGCGUCGCAGCAGGAGGUACUGGCCGCGCUGCAGGCGACCGGCUGGGAUACGAAUCAAGCCGCUAAACAAAUCGCGAAAGAUAGGCAGGCGAAGGUCGAAAGUCUAGUGAGGUUGGGCUUGGCCAAUAAACAACAGUGCGAAAGCAUUCUGAAGCAGACUAAAUACGAUGUAGAAAUGGCAGCUUCAUUAUUGCUCGAUCAAACCAGAUGAGAAAUAACCAUGGUCAAUGUUUCAAAACUUCCUGUGACAUAGUUAUAACUAUACGUUUAUUUAUGAACAAAAGCAAUAGACAAGAAUUUUGCUUAAGAAACAACAAAAGCGAUCUGUCUAAGAUUACUUGUGGUUUUUUUUGUCGAGCUUUUGCAUUCCGUUCUGUGGCACAAUUUAAUGCUAAACGUGACUGAUGCUUACUGUUUGGAUGGUUUAAAAACAGUUAUUGUGCAUAAUCUAUAGGUGAUAAAGAUAUUACUAGUGUGUGACAUCACUCUAAUACGUAACAAAUAUAAAUCUGAAACUGUGAUAUGUUAUUGAUCUUUAUCUGGAUUUACAAUUAUAGUCUUGUUAAUGAAUUUUUGAAGGAAAGGACAGUGAUAAGAAACUACAUUUUAUUUAUGAGUGAUGUUGAAAAAAAGUUGAGAUUAUUAAGUAAUAUUUAAUUUAUAUACAAGAUAAAACAAUUAGCACUUUAAAUUUCAUCUUCGAAAUUUUGUGUAUAAGAAGAAAAUUUGCCAAACAAAAAUUGCAUCUAAAGAGGAUAAUUAUAUUAUAGCCGCUCCUUUUCUACCAUGACAUUUAUGUUUGUUAAAUUUUUCUCCUAUUCAUAUAAUUAUGAAAAUAAUGAAAAUGCUAAUUGUUAUCGGCAAAUUGUGUGUGUAUGUGUAGGCGACAAUUAGUGACAAAUCUACAUUUUUAGUUUAUAGUUAAAAAUUAUUUCAAUAUGGCACAUAUAGAAAAUAUAUGCUCUUUCUGUCAAUUAACAUAAUUAUCAUUUAACGGAAUAAUUAAUAUUUUUAAUUUGUCAAAAAAAGAGUAGAAUUAUAUCAUAGUUCAAAAAUAUAUGUUGCUACCUAUAUAUCAAAAUCUCUUGACAUCUCUUGACAGUUCUAAAAUUGAACUUUAUAUCGGUAAAUCUGACGCUGAUUAAAAUAUUUGAUUUUACUUUUAAGUUUGAAGUUUAUAUCAUAAUAGAUAUAUUACAAAUAUACACUUCAAAAAAUAUUCUAUAUAUUACAGUAGAAAAUUUAAGAAAGAAAGAGUUCAAGAUUUAUAAACCCUUUCAAACUAAAAAUCGAAAAGUUUACGAAUAUUAUAGAAUUUAUAGUUUUAAAAAGAUUUUUAAAAGAUUCUUUAAAAGAUUCUUUAAAAAAAAUGUGUUCUGAAAUUCACCGAAUCCAGAGACUUAAACAUUUGAGAAUCCUAAGGAAUCUAGGAUUUAAAAAGAAUUCAAGAAUUUAGAAACAUUUAGACAAAUGCGUGUAUUUAGAUAUUGAAAAACAGAAAAAUCUAUAAACUGGAUAAAGAGAGAAAGAGAGAGAGAGAUUAACAAAGAUGAACAAAUAUAUUAUUAAUAACUCUGUUAUAUUAUCGAACAAAGGAGUAAGUAUUAGGAAAGAAAUAAAUAUUAGGAAAAAUCACAAACGCGAUUGUUACUGUAAGUCCAGAUGAAGAUUAGAGGGUUUAGAUAUUAUCAUGAUAUGUAGUUUUUCUUCCUACAUUUAUUGAAGAAUAUCGAGAGAGUUAUUUUAUUAUUACGUAUAAACCAAACCAGAGUGUACAUAAUAAUAGCAUAAUUUUUUUAUUUAACCUUGUAGUCAAUACUCUACUCAAUUCUUUCUCUUUAGGAUGCCUUUUUUCUGUUUGACGAGCGAACAAAUUAUAUGAAUGAAUAAAAAAAUUACGUUGAA
Cataglyphis hispanica is the source of this 6571-nucleotide messenger RNA. It is a transcript of the gene Ack, whose product is annotated as activated Cdc42 kinase Ack. The coding region runs from base 504 to 4877 and encodes 1457 amino acids. The record is from RefSeq and is a predicted model, not a curated record. Gene Ontology annotation, molecular function: protein tyrosine kinase activity; protein binding; ATP binding. Gene Ontology annotation, biological process: protein phosphorylation. The transcript has 5 exons. NCBI's taxonomy places the organism in Eukaryota, Metazoa, Arthropoda, Insecta, Hymenoptera, Formicidae.